Ostrea edulis (European flat oyster) is the source of this 2532-nucleotide messenger RNA. Its product is annotated as 1,4-alpha-glucan-branching enzyme-like. Gene Ontology annotation, biological process: glycogen biosynthetic process. Gene Ontology annotation, molecular function: 1,4-alpha-glucan branching enzyme activity; hydrolase activity, hydrolyzing O-glycosyl compounds; cation binding. The transcript has 15 exons. Gene Ontology annotation, cellular component: cytoplasm. The coding region runs from base 59 to 2119 and encodes 686 amino acids. Lineage: Eukaryota; Metazoa; Mollusca; Bivalvia; Ostreida; Ostreidae. The record is from RefSeq and is a predicted model, not a curated record.
UUUUCUUCGACAAUUCCAGAUGAGUUCCGAAGGAAGUCGAAGUAGGUGAAGGUGAAACAUGGGAGACGUAGAUACCACUGCAUCGCCGCCGAGGCUCCAGAACUUGCUUGACAUUGAUCCAUACCUCAGAAAUUUUGAAACAGAGAUAAAAAGAAGAUAUGGAUGUUUCUGCAAUUUGCAAAAGGCCAUUGAACAAAAUGAAGGAGGAUAUGAUAAAUUUACGAGAGGGUACGAAUCAUUUGGUAUACACCGGACAUCUGACAAUGGAAUCUACAUGAAGGAAUGGGCACCAGGGGCUGAGGGAGUCUUCCUUAGAGGCGAAUUUAAUGGCUGGAACCAGACUCGGUAUUCAUUUACAAAAGGAGAAUUUGGAAAAUGGGAGUUGAAGAUCCCACCAAACUCUGAUGGUUCCUGUCCAGUACCCCACAAUAGUAAGAUAAAGUUAGUGAUUAAAACUAAAUCAGGAGAACUCGUUGAUCGCCUGUGUCCAUGGGCUAGUUACGUCACCCAACCAGACAGCACCAAAGCUUACGACCAAGUCUUCUGGGAUCCUCCCCAGAGAUACAAAUUCCAACAUCCUCAUCCAAAGAAAUCGGACAACUUGAGGAUAUAUGAGUCACAUGUAGGAAUUGCAUCAUGGGAAGGAAAAAUUGCAACAUACAAAGAGUUUACACAGAAUGUUAUACCAAGGAUCAAGAAGUUAGGCUACAAUGCUAUACAGAUGAUGGCCAUCAUGGAGCACGCUUAUUAUGCCAGCUUUGGAUAUCAAGUCACCAGCUUCUUUGCUGCCUCUAGUCGUUAUGGUACUCCUGAUGAGUUGAAGGAGAUGAUUGACGCCGCCCACGCUAAUGGGAUCACAGUGUUACUGGACAUGGUACAUAGUCACGCCUCAAAGAACGUGGUGGAUGGGCUGAACCAGUUUGAUGGAACAGACUCCUGUUUCUUCCAUGGUGGAGGGAGAGGAAACCAUGAUUUAUGGGAUUCUAGACUCUUUAAUUAUACUGAGUGGGAAGUUCUACGGUUCCUGCUGUCCAAUCUAAGAUGGUGGAUUGAGGAAUAUAAAUUUGAUGGCUUUAGAUUUGACGGAGUAACCUCCAUGUUAUAUCAUACUCAUGGGAUGGGUCAUGGAUUUAGUGGGGAUUACGGGGAAUAUUUCGGAUUGAACACUGACACGGAUUCUCUAGUCUACCUCAUGUUGUCCAAUCAAAUGCUGCGUUCUCUCUACCCAGACUUUGUGAUUACAAUAGCUGAGGAAGUAUCUGGGAUGCCCGCAUUGUGUCGUCCCAUAGAGGAAGGAGGGAUGGGGUUCGACUACCGCCUCGCCAUGGCUCUACCUGACAUGUGGAUCAAACACUUGAAAGAGAUCUCAGAUGACCAGUGGGAAAUGGGAAGGAUUUGUCACACAUUAUCCAACAGACGAUACGGUGAGAAGUGCAUCGCAUACGCAGAGAGUCAUGACCAGGCCCUAGUGGGUGACAAGACCAUUGCCUUCUGGCUGAUGGACAAAGAAAUGUACACUCAUAUGUCCACUCUGUCACCACCCAGUCUUAUUAUAGACAGAGGUAUGGCUCUCCAUAAAAUGAUCCGACUUAUCACCAUGGGACUGGGAGGAGAGGGAUAUCUUACCUUUAUAGGAAAUGAAUUUGGCCACCCAGAAUGGCUGGACUUUCCAAGGGCAGGUAACAACUCGAGCUAUCACUACUGCAGACGACAGUUUAACCUAGCAGACAAUGAUCUACUGAAAUACAAGUUCCUCAACCAGUUUGAUAAAGACAUGAUGCAUGUUGAAAUGAAAUAUGGCUGGCUUAGCCAUCCACAGAACUACGUUUCCCGCAAGCACGAGGGUGACAAAGUAAUAGUGUUUGACCGGGCAGAUAAGUUAGUGUUUGUAUUCAACUGGCAUCCAUCCCAGAGCUACACAGACUACAAGAUAGGGGUCAAUGUUCCUGGAAAAUACAAGGUUGUACUAGACACGGAUGCUGAGAAUUAUGGCGGACACAAACGUUUAGAUCACUCAGUAGAUUUCUUUACCUCAGAUGAUCCGUGGGACAACAGAAGGUGCUCAUUGCUUGUGUACAUUCCAUGUCGAUCUGCAUUUGUCCUUGCAAAAGUAGACUGACCUUGACCUGAUGAGUAGUAUUAACCCAAUGUGACUUUGCCGGAUGGCCAGAGGUCAUUGAACUUGGACAGUACAACUGUCCCCAAUGCUGGAGCGUGAUUAUCUCGUGUGCUUCAUCUCACAGGCAUUCUUAUAAAAAAAUAAUCUCAAUUAUUCAUGUAGCCUUUCUUAUUUAGGGAGAAAAUAUAGGUAAAAGUGUGUAGGCUUUGAAGAGACAUAGUUUACAACACUCAUGCUUCGUCCGUAUGUCUUCCAGUAUCCAUUUUGGCACCGGGUGCCAGACUUGUUAUCUUUAAACAUUUUAUUUGCAUGUUGAUUCUGUUGCGAGUGAUACAUUUAAUGCUGAUGCAUGCCCAAGUUACUAGGUUGUUGUAUGUUUAUAAAACAUGAUCUAAUAAAUUGAAUACAUUUUC